Molecule: messenger RNA, 1257 nt
Organism: Punctularia strigosozonata HHB-11173 SS5
Lineage: Eukaryota; Fungi; Basidiomycota; Agaricomycetes; Corticiales; Punctulariaceae
Exons: 4
Coding region: 95-1210 (371 amino acids)
Biological process (GO): L-homoserine biosynthetic process; aspartate family amino acid biosynthetic process
Molecular function (GO): aspartate kinase activity; NADP binding; homoserine dehydrogenase activity
Source: RefSeq, a predicted model, not a curated record
CGAUCGAUUAUGGCGCUACAAUAAUAUUCAGGGGAUUCAACUACGAUUAUUUACUCGAGUCAUUCCGUAUAACUCGAACGUCCACUACCGCGGGAUGGCGUCCUCAUCGAGCAGCGACAUCAUCGACAUCGCCGUCGCCGUGGUCGGGACGGGCCUCGUCGGCAGCGAGUUCGUCAACCAGCUCCUGGGCUUCCCCAAGCCAAACCACUUCCACCUCGUCUCCCUCACCUCAUCCAAGCUCCACCUCUUCGCGGCCGAUGGGCUGAAGUUUGAGUCCGGGUCGGACUGGAAAGCGCAGCUUGCCCAGUCGAGCGUCAAGCCGAACAUCAUCGAUAUACACCGGGAGCUAGCGGGGAUCGUCACCCCCGGGCGCAGGGUGAUCCUCGUGGACAACACAUCCUCCGAGGAGGUUGCCGCGUUUUACCCCGAGUUCUUGAAGUCUGGGAUCAACGUGAUCACGCCUAACAAGAAGGCGUUCUCGGCUGGGUUGCCCCUCUAUGAGCGAAUCCUGUCUGCGAGCCUCGAGAACGGUUCUAGGUUCUUCAACGAGGCGACGGUUGGUGCCGGCUUGCCUAUCAUCUCAACGUUGAAGGAUCUGGUGGCUACAGGGGACAAGGUCUCGAAGAUAGAGGGCGUUUUCUCGGGGACCAUGAGCUACAUCUUCAACGAGUUCUCCACCGGCAAGCCCGAUGGGCCCUCGUUCUCGUCCGUCGUCAAAGUCGCGCGAGAGAAGGGCUACACCGAGCCCCACCCCGGCGAUGACCUGAAUGGCGCCGACGUCGCCCGCAAGCUGACGAUUCUCUCGCGCUUCAUCCCCUCCCUUCGCGCCGCCCUGCCCGACGGUUACCAAUCCGUCUCCAUCACCUCCCUCGUCCCGCCCGACCUUGAGGGCAUCGCGACCGGCGACGAGUUCCUCGAGCGCCUUCCCGAGCUGGACGACAACUUCGACAGGACACGGGGCCAGGCGGCGGAGGAGGGCAAGGUGCUCCGAUACGUCGGCGUCAUUGACGUCGCGAGCGGGGAGAUCAAAGCCGAUCUCGUACAGUAUCCGACAACACACCCGUUCGCUACCUCCCUAGGCGGCUCAGACAAUAUCAUCAUGUUCCACACAGAACGGUACGGCGCGCGACCGUUGAUUGUACAAGGCGCGGGUGCUGGGGCGGCGGUGACAGCGAUGGGUGUAAUGAGCGAUCUACUGAAACUUGUAUAGUACUGUGCACGACAACAUGUCACCACAAUGUUCGCAUUGUCCACUCC